This is a messenger RNA of Trichobilharzia szidati, 2001 nucleotides long. NCBI's taxonomy places the organism in Eukaryota, Metazoa, Platyhelminthes, Trematoda, Strigeidida, Schistosomatidae. The record is from the annotation of a GenBank genome assembly.
AUGCAAGCCAACACUGAUCCACACAAACUGUCCUAUGCUCAUUCCGAACAAUUUGUCGAUCUCAGGAGACAUUCACAUAACACGGAAUUAGAUACUAUUACUGAGUAUGAUAUUGUUCAUUUCGGUGGGAGUGUAUUAUCUUCCGCAGCUUUCUUUGGUGACCCUGAGUCGAGCUUUGAUUUGGAUACGAGAGCUUCUUUGUAUUCCGUCGAGACAUUCACCAAGCUUCCUUUAGAAACUUUAGGCCGAAUCACUCCAAAUCCUUCUGAAUAUGGUGCUAUAACUCAUAGGUUAUCUCGGGAUAAUGUCGACCGUCAGUCGAGGAAAGGGUUCUCUAUCUGUUCACAGAAGCAACCCUACAUAAUUUCCGAUAACCAGCAUGUUGACAACUGUUCCAUUCCUAAACCUACACCAAAGUCUUUAUCUUUUGCAAGCAAAGACUCUAUUUGUCGUGGUUCAUUUGUUCAAGCAUCACAUGAAACCAAUGCUUCUACUGAGGAUAGAUCUCUAUAUACAAAGAGUAUUUCUAAGUCAGUUUCACUUGUUGAAUCGAACAUAUCACCGGAGAGUAUGUUAAAUUUGACACCGAUGAACAAUGUUUAUCCUAUGUUAGACAGAAAUAUCCUGUUAGCCGGUGAACACCAGUCUCAAAGUACUUCAGGCCUGGCAUUCUCCAGUCAAUUAUCACCUCCUCCUCCUGAAAGUACAAAAGUGAUCAACUCCCAUGGACAAGAUGAACAACACCAGCUAACUUGUCAUCAUCCAAACUGUAGAUAUUAUCAAUCUCCAAGAAUGAUGGAUAACUACUAUCCAAGUGGAUAUCAGCGAUAUCAAAACAGCAUUCCAGCAUAUCUACCUGAAAGAUACGAUGAUACCUCGGAUGAAGUGAAUGAUUUCUCUGAAUUUCAACAAAUCACUAUGGCACUGUUGAAUACACUCAUGGCGACAACUGAAAUGUUACGUACACAACUGAAAGUAAGGCAAGCAGCUCUAGCAUCACGAAAAUGUUGCAGUAAUAGACAAGUAGCUAAAGACAGAGACAGAUUUGCACAGACUCAAGGAUGGAAUGAAAAUGCCAUGUGUAAUAUUCUAAAAAUUCGACAUUCUUGUAGUGAAGAAGAUUCUAAUGAAGAUAACUUGACUUUAUCGAUUUAUAGAGCAGAGGACAAAGGCAUCAGAUAUCGACAAAGGGGACAGUUAACACCUCUGUCUAUUCAGUAUCAUCAAAACAUAUCCGAGAAGAAGAAGAAGAAAAAGGAGAAGAGGCCUGCUACCAGUACUACUAACACUCCUUACCCCAUAUCAAGUAGGAGGAUUAAGGAAGAUUCUCUGAACUGUAGUAGAUUCAUUACACCAAUAUUAAAAAAUUCUUCAACAAAAUAUAUUCAAACAUUAUCUUCAGAUAUAUUGAAAACCAAUGCACAGAGAAUAAAUCAUGAUUUACAUCGAAAUGGAAAUGACUUAAAUUUGCGAAACAAUUUCACAUCGCAUUUGUUUAAAUCGACCAAUAGAGAUUUAAAUUCGAAGGCGCCAAAAAUGAACAUUCAUAGUCAUCAUCAUCAUGAUCAUCCACAUCUGCAGCAUAAUUUAAACAAAAGGAGUGUAUCAUUUGAAAGGUAUACUGAUGACAACUUAUUUAAGAAUAUUGAAAAUAAAACAAAAGAAGAAGAAGAACUAGGAGGAAGAGGAGGUCACGUAACUAAAACAAAAUUAUUGUGUACUAAUUGUCAUCAAUUGUUAAAUUUCUAUUGUAAGCCUGAAAGCAAAUGUCUGUGUUGUCAGAAGAGCAUAGAUAUCUCAUUGUUGACGUCAUCAUCCUUGUCGACAUCAUCGUCUACACUUGAUUCACAGUUUGUUUUAAUUAAUCGUAAAGAAGAGAGAUAUCAGGUUGCUUCGUCACCGUCACCAUCACCACCAACAGUAACAACAACAGCAACAACAACAACAAUGUCGUUUACAUCGACAACUUCAAUGAAAACUAUUUUUCACUCAAUACCCUGA